AAGAAGAAAUGGAGGAGUUUGAGGAAGACGUUCAAAGUCCGGUUCUACAGCCAUCGGUGCCGAUUAAGCGGAAAGAGACCCUCAGUGUUGUUUUCAUUGGACAUGUUGAUGCUGGAAAGUCCACGAUUGGGGGACAUUUACUUCACCUAACUGGCAUGGUUGAUAAGCGGACCCUUGAAAAGUUCGCCAAGGAGGCCAAGGACAAAAACAGGGAAACCUGGUACCUUUCUUGGGCUUUGGAUACAAAUAUGGAAGAACGAGAUAAAGGCAUUACGGUGGAAUGUGGUCGGGCCUUUUUUGAGACCGAAAACAAGCAUUUUAUCCUUGUUGACGCGCCUGGUCAUAAAUCGUUUGUCCCGAACAUGAUUGCCGCGAGGCGGGGAGAAUUCGAGACUGGAUUUGAAAAGGGUGGGCAGACAAGAGAACAUGCUAUGCUUGUAAAGACGGCUGGUGUAAAGCACCUCAUUAUACUCAUCAACAAGAUGGAUGACCCUACUGUCGGCUGGGACGAGGCGCGACCAUGCUUGCUUCAGUACCUCGAUGAGCUACCGUCUCUGACCAGAUGCGUAGAUGGCCCCGUUCGCAUACCAAUUGUUGAUCGUUAUAGAGACAUGGGAACUUUUGUUUUCGGUAAAAUUGAAUCAGGGGCUGUUUACCGAGGACAAGCACUGACAAUUAUGCCGAACAAAGUUUCCGUGGAGGUUCUGCAGGUCUUCAGUGAUGACAUUGAAGUCGAGGGCAGUCAAGCGGGUGACAACGUCAAAUUAAAGUUGAAGAACAUUGAGGAGGAGGACAUUUCGCCCGGCUUUGUUCUUUGCUCGCCAGACAACCUCUGC
This is a messenger RNA of Dibothriocephalus latus, 836 nucleotides long. The record is from the annotation of a GenBank genome assembly. NCBI's taxonomy places the organism in Eukaryota, Metazoa, Platyhelminthes, Cestoda, Diphyllobothriidea, Diphyllobothriidae.